Messenger RNA from Meloidogyne enterolobii, 710 nucleotides. The record is from the annotation of a GenBank genome assembly. Lineage: Eukaryota; Metazoa; Nematoda; Chromadorea; Rhabditida; Meloidogynidae.
AUGCCGACUUUAGCACUUUAUUUUGGGUAUUAUUGCAGUAGGAUAUCUUCCGAAACUGUUGUUUCGCCGCAAGGAGUUCCAAUUAAAAGUGUUUUCUGUUCAAAUAUUUACAAAGAAGAUAUGACGGUAAACAAAUUUCUUAAAAAAUUAUUUGACGAUUCUUUGGUGCCAUUCAAUCGAAUUCAACUAAACAAUGAAGAAUUUGUUCUCCUUCGCGCUAUAAUUUUUUCUCAGUUUGCCUUGGGUGAUUUAAGUCGACAUGGCCAACAAUUAUUACUGAAUGAGGCAGAGAAGUAUUCUGAUAUAUUGAUGAAAUUGUUACAGAAUCACUAUGGACCAUUGGCAGGAGCUAAAAGAUAUGCAGAAUUGCUUCAUUUAAUUGAAUUUUGCUUCAACUGUGGAAACGAUCAUUGCCUUUUUCUAAAUUAUACUGCCUAUGUAACCGAUAGGGGUUAUUUCCACAAAUCAAUGCCUGAAGCACUUCUUAAUCUGUGUCUUGGUUGCAAAACUUGAAAUUCUAUUUAGAUCAUAAAGGGAUAAAGAAACUUCUCCCACAAAAAACGGAAAUAUACAAGAUUCUAAACUAUUCUAAUUGCUAUACACAAUUCUAAUUUCUUUUGUUUCUCAAGGCGUAGGGCUUCGAGUCUUUUUUACUUAUUUUAUUUUUUUUCACAUUAAUUAUUAUUUUCUUAAUAUUUCCUCUAAAGUUG